CCCGACGGAGGGAGCGUCGUCAGGCGCGCAGCAGAGCGCUUCAUAUACGCUCCUUGAAUCGAAUGCCUCGUUCCCAGCUCGAUGCGGAGCCACUCUCGGGCGGAAGGGUUCUAGGCCGCACGAAGCCGGGGCGUAGGCGUGGCGGGACGCACUGCUGCUGCUGAUGCACGAUAUGCGCAGUUGCCACUCGUCCGGGGUCGACCAGGGAUCUCGGCGUCUACUGCUGCAAUUCUCCUGAUCUCCAGAAUCUUACCACCGCCCAGCUCAGUUUCUGAGAUAUGGAGAAAAAAAAUCGAAAAAACACUCUUCUUCUCCCAUUUAUGCUCUUAAUUUGGGCAGGAGCUGUAAGCUCCGUCGUUGUAACGUACGACCAUAGAGCACUCUUGCUGGAUGGCCAGCGCCGAUUUUUGCAGGGUGCUUCGAUACAUUAUCCACGUAGUACACCCCAGAUGUGGCCGGGAUUGAUUGAUUUGGCGAAGAAAGGAGGAAUUGAUCUCAUCCAAACUUAUGUAUUUUGGGACGGUCAUGAACCAGAGAAAGGAAAGUACGACUUCACCGGCAGGUACGACAUUGUACAGUUCGUAAAGUUGGUCGCAGAUUCAGGGCUGUAUGUCAACCUCAGGAUAGGACCUUACGUAUGCGCCGAGUGGAGUUCUGGAGGAUUUCCCUUAUGGCUGCGUGACAUUCCAGGCAUUGAAUUCCGAACCGACAAUGAACCUUUCAAAGUGGAGAUGGAAGGAUUUACCAGAAAGAUUGUGAGCCUUAUGAAGGAAAACAAUCUUUUCGCAUCUCAGGGAGGUCCAAUCAUCUUAGCUCAGGUGGAGAACGAGUAUGGAAACAUUGAUAGCGCAUAUGGAGCUUCCGCUAUGGCCUAUAUAACAUGGGCGGCGAAGAUGGCAGAGGGACUUGAUACAGGUGUACCUUGGAUUAUGUGUCAACAAGAUGAUGCUCCUGCCAACAUUAUCAACACGUGUAAUGGAUUCUACUGCGAUUGGUUCAGUCCCAAUGAUUACAGCAAACCGAAAAUGUGGACAGAAAACUGGGCUGGCUGGUUUCACAAUUGGGGUAAGAAGGCUCCUCACCGACCCGCAGAAGACGUUGCUUAUGCAGUGGCUCUAUUUUUUGCCAAAGGUGGCAGCUUCCAAAAUUACUAUAUGUACCAUGGAGGCACCAAUUUUGAACGAACUGCCGGGGAGAGGAUUGCCACCAGCUACGACUAUGACGCGCCUUUAGAUGAAUAUGGACAAGUAAGAGAACCCAAGUAUAGCCAUCUGAAAGAGCUCCAUGCAGCCAUUAAAGCAUGUGAACCAGCUCUAGCUGCUGUGGAUGGAGAUGCGUUUACUAUGAGUCUUGGCUCAACAUCAGAGGUUCAUGUCUAUGGGAACGGAAAUGGGAAUUCUUUGGGCCAGUUUGUAUCGAGCUCAGAAGUUUGUGCUGCAUUUCUCGUGAAUUGGGGUGAUAAUGCCUCUGAGACCGUGCAAUUCAACGAAGGGUCUUACGACUUGCCAGCCUGGUCUGUCAGCGUUUUGCCCGAUUGCAAAAAUGUCAUUUUCAACACUGCUAAGGUGGCUGGUCAGACAGCGAUAAAGAUGAUGAAAACAAUAAAAACUGCAGCAUCAAACGGACAAGAAAGUCUCUUUGUCGCCUCGACAUGGGAGGCGUGGCGAGAACCAGCAUCUAAGUGGGGAGACACCAUCACUCAUUCAGGGGGAUUUCUAGAGCAGCUAAAUAUGACGAGGGCCGCUACAGACUACUUAUGGCUUACGACCGUCGUUGACGCAUCAGAUUCUUCUACUAGCGCAAGUAUCCAUUUAGAUGGCGUGAAGGACACGGUUCACAUCUUCGUAGAUGGAGUUUAUGCAGGCAGUCCAGAUGAAUUCGAUUUGGAAACGGUGGAGCAAAAGAUUAAUUUAAAGAAGGGGCAGAAUUCCAUCUCUGUGCUGUCCAUGACACUUGGACUGCAGAACUAUGGAGCAUAUCUAGAAAAGGAGGUCGCGGGAAUAUCUGAGGCCAAGCUCGUUGGACUCUCGACCGGAGAUGUAGAACUCACGAACCAAGAGUGGGAAUAUCAGAUUGGUCUGAAAGGGGAGGAGCUAAAACUCUAUACGGAAGCGGGAAUGACAAAGGUUACAUGGGAGUCCGCAGCUUCUCUUCCAGUCAAUCAACCCCUCCACUGGUACAAGACGACGAUCGAUGCUCCCAGUGGGAAUGGGCCCGUAGCACUGGAUCUUGGGACCAUGGGAAAGGGUCAAGCAUGGAUAAAUGGCGUCAGCAUCGGUCGUUACUGGACACUGAAGCAAACACCAUUUCUAGACACAGUUGGUGGUUGUUCAGAUGUAUGCGAUUAUCGCGGGACUUACAAAUAUAACAAGUGCACUACGGGAUGCGGGGACAUUGCACGCUGGUAUCAUGUUCCACGAGAAUGGCUGAAGGCGACAGGUAAUUUGUUGGUGAUAUUUGAAGAAACAGGAGGUGACCCCACGGGUGUCUCCCUAGGAACACAGAUUAUGAACAAAAUCUGCGCGUAUGUUUCGGAAUCCCAUCCAGUGUUCGUAUCAGGCAACGUCAACACCAUAAAUUCCCAUCCGCUAGUCCAACUUGAUUGCUCUCCUGGACAUAUUAUUUCAGAAAUACGUUUCGCCAGUUUUGGAACUCCUUCUGGCACGUGUGGAAGAUUUCAAGAAGGCAUCUGCCAUUCUUCACAAUCCACCGAACUUCUAGUCAAGGAGUGUGUUGGUAAGCAGCAGUGCUCUGUCAACGUGACAUGGAAGAGCUUUGAAGCAGAAGAUCCUUGUCCUGGAUUAACGAAGAGUUUGGCAGUAGAAGCUGCCUGUGAAGUAACUACUCCGAUGAUAUAGGCCAUCUACUAUUCCACAUGCGAGAUUAAAUUAUGCACCGAGGGAAAAUUAAAUCUCAAACUCAAGAAAACGAUGACUUAUCCAUCGCCACUACUCCCUUUGAAACCACUGAAGGUGUAUGGAUCCGACAAAAUCCCAGACUGACCUCAUCAUCGAGAUUCAUUAUUAUGUGCUGGUAUAUCCAAAGCAAAACCCCUACCGUUUGAUGUCAUAGCAGAACAUGUCAGUGUGUAUAUGAUUCCAAAAAGAGAGCAAUAAAAUACGGUGGUAUGA
Molecule: messenger RNA, 3131 nt
Organism: Marchantia polymorpha subsp. ruderalis
Lineage: Eukaryota; Viridiplantae; Streptophyta; Marchantiopsida; Marchantiales; Marchantiaceae
Source: the annotation of a GenBank genome assembly